This is a messenger RNA of Vicugna pacos (alpaca), 2734 nucleotides long. Lineage: Eukaryota; Metazoa; Chordata; Mammalia; Artiodactyla; Camelidae. The record is from RefSeq and is a predicted model, not a curated record.
CCUAGGUGAUCCGCAGCCCUGGUCAACUUGGCCGGCGUCAGGUCAGGUGCCUGGUGACCUAGACAGGAAGGUGCCUUCACGUGCCUCAAAGACCCCCAACCCGGGAUGCUCUCAGGGACCGAAGUGAGAGCUACAGAAACCAGGAAGUGGAGUCACAGAAAUAGGCUCCAAGGUCGCCCACCCACCCUUAGGUUGCUGUUUUAUAUCACGCUGAAGCGCACGUCGGGUGCCCACCAUGAGCGCUGGCCCGGCCCCGCCAGAGGGUGGCCGGCUCCUUCCUCCCUUAUCUGGCCAGUCCCGGUUAGGCAACCUGAAGGCCCCGCCCCGUCAUGGGUAGCCCCGCCCCGCCUGGAGACGCCCCGCCCCGCCAAGGGUGGCCCCUCCCCGCGGCCGGCCCCGGCACCUAUAUCCCGGCGGCCUGGCGCUCCCGAGGGCCCCGCUCCGGAGGUCUGAGACCGCGGCAGGAGAGCAUCUCGGUGCCCGCCCCCGUAGGACGGGCCGCUGGGACAGAGCCAUUUAUCCAGCGCUCGCUGUGUGCCUCCGGUCCUCCGCACCGUGGGGAGACGGGCGACGCAGGGACAGGUGGCCGUACAGGUGCGUGGCGCAUGUGCUCCCGGGCCGUCACCAGGCCCUGCCCCGUCCCCUGUUGGACUAGACCAGAGGAUGGGCAGCAGCUCGCUGUCCGAGGACUACCGCCUGUGCCUGGAGCGAGAACUGCGGCGCGGCCGCGCGGGCGUGUGCGGGGACCCAUCACUGCGCGCCGUGCUCUGGCAGAUCCUGGUGGAAGACUUCGACUUGCACGGGGCGCUGCAGGAUGACGCGCUGGCGCUGCUCACCGAUGGCCUGUGGGGCCGCGCUGACCUGGCCCCCGCGCUGCGCGGCCUGGCCCGCGCCUUUGAGCUGCUGGAGUUGGCCGCAGUCCACCUGUAUCUGCUGCCCUGGAGGAAGGAGUUCACCACCAUCAAGACCUUCUCAGGGGGCUAUGUGCACGUGCUGAAGGGUGCACUCUCGGAGGACCUCCUCAUCCAGAGCUUCCAGAAGAUGGGCUACGUGCGUGGGGACAACCACCGCCUCAUGGUGGCCACCCCGCCCCCCGCCUGCCAGCUGGUACAAGUGGCCCUGGGCUGCUUCGCCCUGAGGCUGGAAUGCGAGAUCCUCAGUGAGGUGCUGGCGCAGCUGGGCACCAGCGUGCUUCCGGCUGAGGAACUGCUGCAGGCUCGGCGGGCCAGUGCGGACGUGGCCUCCUGUGUGGCUAGGCUGCAGCAGCGACUGGCCCAGGAGGAGGAGCCGCCGCCCCUGCCCCCCCGAGGCUCCCCGACUGUGUACCGGGCCCAGCUGGACCUGUACCUGGACCCGCAGGAAGACCAGGGCUCGGAGGAGGCCAUCCUGUAUGGGGGGCCCUCACCAGGCCUGGACUCACCCAGCUCAGAGCUGGCCUACCGGCCUCUGUUCUGGGAGCAGAGCGCCAAACUCUGGGGGGCAGGGAGCGAGGCCUGGGAGCCAGCAGAGGCCAGCAGCCCGCCCUAUGGGCCCUUGGAGGAGCUGGAGCCUGAGGCCUUCUCCUUCCUCUCACUGCGCCAAGAGCUGCUGAGUCAGCCCAGAGACGCAAUGACUCCAGAGAGCCCCAGGAGCCCUGAGCAGGCCGGCCCCCCACGUGUGCACAGGCCUGUCCCCGAGCCCCCAGGCUACCAGGCUCACAGCUGCCUAGCCCCUGGCACCCUGCCCAUCCUCUGCUGUGACACGUGCCAUCAGCUGCAUGCUGCCCACUGUCCUGCCCUGCCUGCCUGCCGCCCAGGCCAUGUGCUGCGUGUACUACGUGGGGACACCCAGCGGCGCCUGUGGCUGCAGCGAGCACAGGUGGAAACCCUGCUCUACGAGGGCCCUGGGGCCCAGCCAUAGGCCCACCCAGGCCUUGGGUCAAGGGCUUUCUGGAGACAGUUUCUGUGGUGCUUUUCUAGGCCUCGUCCAUCCUCGGGCCUGGGUCACUGGCCACCCUGCCCCUCCUGCCCCCCACUGAGGAGCCCUGAGCAGUGACGUGGGGGUCUCGCCUUCCAUGGAGAGCCCCCACCUCGGGCUGGCCCAUCCCCGCCCUUGACACCUAGACCCAUGCCCAGACAUGCUGGGUAGAGGAGCCAGCACACCUGUCACCAGGAACGACCCUCACCCUCCUCUUUCACCCCUCCCGCCACCCGACCUCAGGUCAGCCCGUAGCUCCCGACCUGCUCCCUGUUAAGUGUCCAGGGGGAUGCUCCACAGAGGGUUGUCCUUGGGGCCUGCAGAUGACCUCAUGGGCCCCUGAGCUUUGCUGAGACCAGUCUCGGCGCCUUUUCAGUGCAUAGCUGACCUCCUGAUGGGGGGGACCUGGGCCCACCAUGGGUAUCAGAGGCCAGCACUGAAUAAGCUGAGUGCUGACUUGAGACCAGCCCCAUGGGCCCCGGCUGCACCUAGGGGAGGAGAAAUGGUCUCAUCUCCCACCAGAGUAAAGACCUAAGAGCAGCGAGUGGGAGGUGGGUGGCGGGUGGCCACUUACAGGUGGAGUGUGAGGGGGCUCCUGAGCCCCCCACACUGAUGCUUACUGUUGCACUGACUCUGGAGGACAGAGUGGAAGAGUUUAAAAGCUUCCCACCCAAAAGCCCACCCCAGAUUCAGUGGUGAAGACGCAAAAGCAGCUGCCUCCAGGCCGACUUCUGAGGCCAUAGCAGACAGGCAGAGUCACUUUUCCCUGGGGGUGGUC